AUGGUUUCUACAAAGACGCUUAUGAAGGUUGCCGUAUACGGAGGGAUUGCCACAAUAAGUGCUGGAUUGCUUGCCAAUUGGGAAAUACAGGCACGGCUGCAAAAGAGUGAAUAUUUCAGAGAAGCCAUGAAGAUACUGAGAGUUCAUCCUGGAGCAGUUUCUUUACUUGGAGAACCAAUUAAGAUGGGCCAGUUAGAUCUCGGCGAUACAACAAAAAAUUUUUGCGACGGGUAUAAAGCACAGUUCAAAGUACCUGUAAAAGGACCCCAGUCAAAAGGCACCAUGUACUUCUGGGCAGAACGUGAAAACACGAAUAUGGAAUGGGAUGUUUAUAAAGUUCAUCUUGACAUUGAAGGAGUAAAAGAUAAGCGACUUAUUAUUAAAGAUGCAACGAAAUCCGAAUAA
Molecule: messenger RNA, 405 nt
Organism: Schistocerca nitens (vagrant locust)
Lineage: Eukaryota; Metazoa; Arthropoda; Insecta; Orthoptera; Acrididae
Exons: 1
Coding region: 1-405 (134 amino acids)
Biological process (GO): mitochondrial respiratory chain complex I assembly; mitochondrial respiratory chain complex IV assembly
Cellular component (GO): mitochondrial inner membrane
Source: RefSeq, a predicted model, not a curated record